Messenger RNA from Pocillopora meandrina, 16975 nucleotides. Lineage: Eukaryota; Metazoa; Cnidaria; Anthozoa; Scleractinia; Pocilloporidae. The record is from the annotation of a GenBank genome assembly.
AUGAUUGAUCCAGACAGUGAAGGUGAACUAUUGCCUUAUAAGGUCAUGUGUGACAUGACUGACAAAAACGGAGUUGGCGUGACUGUCAUAAGUCACGACAGCGAAAUCAGAACACAGGUGAAAGGAUGUGAAGAUGCAGGCUGUUACUCGCGCAACAUUAACUAUACAGGAGCGAGCCUCUUUCAGCUUAAAAGUCUGACUGCUGUUUCCCUUCACUGCGAGCAGUUCGUUAAGUACGAGUGCUAUCACUCUAGGAUGAGCUGGUACGCCUGGUGGGUGUCACGUGACUCGAUGAAGAUGACCUACUGGGGAAAUGCAAAACCACGUGGUAAUGGAUUAACGUGCACUUGCGGGGUGAACAAGACAUGUACCAAAGCACGGUAUCAAUGCAACUGUGAUGCGAAUGAUCUACAAUGGCGUGAAGACAGUGGUUUCCUCUCUGAUAAGACCGAUCUGCCAGUCAAGCAGCUAAGGUUUGGCGAUACACGUCAAAAUUACGAGCGUGGCUACCAUACCUUAGGAAAACUGAAGUGCUAUGGAACUGCUUAACUGUAAAGAUACGCUCGUAAAGCAGUUUUAUCCUGUCAGGCUCAUAAACCGUGGAAAGUUAGAGAAAAUUUUAUCUUCAAUUUAGCUGACGUUAAGGUUGACUAUGGGUUCCUAAAAACCCGGCGUUGACGUUAUUAAGAAGACGCUGUGAUCCUUAAGAAAUGCUCCUUCAUUUCUAUGUUCAUCUAGUGUAGGGGUAUUUUUGUAUUCUUUAGUUGUUGUCAUUUUAACAUCUAAGUGAAUGAGAAAAAGUGCGAAAAAUAUUCUUAUAACGACAUUUGUACAACCUAUGAAGUAUCUUUAGGGAUGCUUUUACUGUGAUGCAGGCAACAUUAGCAUUGUUCUUCUAAUGAUAUAAUCAAAUGUAGCAAAUGCAGUGGUGCAUCUUUUUUUAGGAGGUAGAAGUACUGUCAUGUAAGUUCUACUGAGGUUUCAAUAGAGUUUGAUAGGAGUUAAUUGCAAGAUUUGUAUAAAUCGAUUGUUCGUAAUAGGGGUGCAUUUAGGUAACGUGUAAUAAGUAUUUAUUUGUAUUGUGCCUCACAUGGACUCUGCCUCUCUUAAGGUCCUUAAAAAUUAAUUGUCAAAAACACCUUGAUUUAGAGUCUCUCCCAAAUAUUAAUACAAAUCUUUUUAAAGAUUCUUUCAUGAGUGUAUCUGCCCUCUUAAAUGUAAACAGACAUUACUCGCUACAAAGAACACGUAGAAAAUUAAUGCUAUACAUAGUUUUGUAUUGAGCAGAUUUAUUCCUGACAUCUUGAAAUCAUAGGAAAGCUACCGAAUGCACUACUUUUUAGCCUCCAAAUUGAGGGCGAAAAGAGUAUUUCUUCUACUUACUUAUAAAAGACGUGAAAUUAGUGAUAACAGCUAUCUUUAGAUGCUGUUUAAUUGCUUCAAUUAGCAUUAAGUCACAAGUACAACAAGUAAUGCAUCUAUUUUAAGGUACUUUGCGAUGUUUGCACUAAUCUUAUUGUGCUGCCAGACAUUUUGCUCAAGAAUGAGCUGUUUGGCUUCUUACAAGAAUGGUACUACAACGUUCCUUUUUAUCCUUUGUAUUUUAUUCCGAAUCGGACCGGCAUCGGUAUCUGCUUGUAAUGGCGAGUGUACAUUCGUCUACAUUCGCAAAACUAUCUAAAACGUUCGCCCAAAAUCACAUAGGAAGGGCAACUUUGACCGUUAAGCUGCGCCUCUAUCAAUAUUGCAUUGACUGGCCUCCCUUUUUGAUCGCGCAUUUUUGUUCAAAAUAUUGCAUCACGAGUAGACUUUAGCACGAUUUUCCACCCCAUGUUACUAAUUAGUUUAGUUGUGUGAUCUAACGGCUUCUCAAUAAUAAUAACUUGUAAAUGCUCUCCUUUUUACCAGCAGGAGUUCAAAGUGAUUAAGUAAACUCUGAAAAGUUAUCCUUUGUCGCAAAUAAAAUAUAUUAAAGUUCACACGGCAACCAGGUGGACAAUCAGAUAUGGUUUGAUGCUACUCUGGUUUACAGAUUUAGUGAAUGUAACCGAAGAAGUUACAACUCAUAGACCCAUUAACUAUGAAUUGUAACUUCUUCGGUUACAUUCAUUAAAUCUGUAAACCAGAGUAGCAUCAAGCCAUGUCUGAGUUGUCCUUUGUGUUUGAAACUUGCGUUUAUUGGUGUCUCGACAGGCGGUCUAGUCUCAAACGCUGUAUUCGAUACCCGUUUGAGCCAUUUACGACUAAUUGAAAACGAGAGUGCCUCCAAAAAUAUUUCAGAAACUGCGUUUAAAAAAGAAAAAUUACUUAUUGGUUUUUUUUCUUGUGGUUCCAUAAAAGUGAGAAGGCAAAUAUCUGAGGAAAAACUCAAACCAAAUGGCUUAAAUCGACUUUACGAACAUCUGAGCAUCAAAUUGAUACCAGUUGAUUAAAACAUAUCAUCUCAAAAUAAUUUUUAAUCAAGUACUUUUAAGUACGAAGUAUAUGAAUACUUUUUGAAGUAUUUUUGUCGCAUUCUUGUAGAGUGACUUAUCCGUUUGAAAAAGAAGAUCGAAAUUAAGGUCUUAUUCUUUAACAGGUGACGAAUACCGCGUUAUCGUGUUCGAGGAACCGAUACCAAAUAAGGCUAUAAGGGAUCAUGUGGUCAGUAGUGAGGAGGUACCUUAUGAAAGGGAUUGCCGUAUGAUGUGUUAUUUGGGGCCUAAUUGUGUCUCCACCAAUGUAAGACCUUCAAAUGGAAGAAAAUACAAAUGUGAAUUAAAUAACGCCACAGCUGAGGAAAACCAACUCAUCUUUCUUAAAGAAAGGGAUUCUUACUAUUUGGCGAUUGAGGUAAAUUCUUUAUGCCAAUGGGUUAUUUUGACGACAUAGGAAUUUUAGAGCAUGCAUGGAACCAUCCACUCCUUCGAUGACGAGAAAUUAUGAAGUGCAGUAACUUUUGGUUGAAAUGGUUUAAAAGUAAGAAAGAAGUGAAGCUGAUUAGGUAUUUGAUCGAAUCGUUUUUUUCCUUUUCAAUGCAUCGAUCAGUUCGAGGCUUCAACGUUUCCCAAGUAACCUCCAAGGGCAUUUGACCUUUUCAUGUUUGGUUUGUUCAAGUACCCGCCUCGUCAACUCGUCGUGCUUCACCGUAUUUUUGCUUCCAAUCAUUUAAAAGUUUGAAUCCCAUUCAAAUCACUUCAACGCUAUCUUUUUUUUCCACAGAAUCCUUGUGCUAACAAUCCUUGUUUGAAUAACGGAAUUUGUCAAGUAGGUUUUACCAGUAAAGGGUAUCGAUGUGUAUGUGUUCCCGGAUCUGCUGGGGCAAAUUGUGCUGGUAUUGUAAAAUUUUAUUUUCAGUCAAGCUUUCCCUGUUCCUGAAUGUUUAAGAAACACAUCUAACUAACAAAGUAAAAAAAAAAGAAAAAAAGAAAAAAAAACUGUUAAUCGAUACAAAAAAGCUCCUUAAAGUCCUCAACAGUUUUUACUACGAAUAAUAACGUUCAAUCCUCCUCAAUCAUUUAAAAUUUAAAUCAAAAAUUGUUAGUGUCAACGUGAACUUGCGAUAUUUGUAACGGGGUGAAAUUAAAGAUAAAAACUGUACCUUUCAUAACAAAAGCACCUUCAUUUUGAGGUUCAAGUCAGGUCUGCUGAGCUUUAUUAGCAACGCACCACUACCGCAGCUUACCCGCGCACGAACGGUUCCUGGAUGAAAUUCUAUUGCUUCUCCAAUAAUCUCCAAAGAAUUUGUUCUCCUGAAAGCCUAGGUCUUCUAACAGAAGAGGGAAAUUGUGGGUUCUUUCCGUGUGGUUUUAAAUUACAGAUUUUCAUAAAGCCAGAAAAUCAAUGAAUUUUAUUUUAAAUUGGUUCUUCAAAUUAUUAUAAGAAAAUUGAAAACGUUUUGAUCGAAUGCAUAGCAUUGUAUAUAGUUCUUCGUAAGUCAAAAGGAUAACACCACAUUUGCAGUGUUGAACUUUUUCUAAUACAUCAUACUUACAUACGACAUCAACUGUUAUGGCGAAGUAAUAUCGAUUCUUGGAAAGAAAUGUUCGAUAAAUUAAUGUCAGCCACAUUCAGGCAAAAAAUCUAAUAACAGGAGUCUGAUUUUCAAUAACACUUCGCAUUUUUCUCUGCACAGUGUUAUCAAAAUCAUGCAGCGAUUUAAAGAGGUUCGAUCUCAAAGCGAUAAGUGGAAACUUUUUGAUUGAUCCUGAUGAUGAAGGAGGAUUGACUCCUUACCAUGUCACCUGUGACAUGAGUGACAAAGACGGAGUGGGCGUGACAGUAAUAAGUCACGACAGCGAGAACAGGACAUUGGUGGACGAAUGUGAGGAUCCGGGCUGUUACUCACGCGACAUUCGUUAUAAGGGAGCGACCUUUUCUCAGCUGGCAAGCGUAAACAGAGUUUUCUUAUUUUGUGAACAGUUCAUAAAGUACGAGUGCCCAGGCUUAAUUUUUCAUGAUAGGCAGAACCAAACUCGCAACUGGUGGGUGUCACGUGAUUCUAUGAAUAUGGCUUAUUUGGGGGGGGAGCAGCGCCUGAUAGUGAUAAGUGUGCAUGCAGGAUGAAGGGCGCGUGUGCAAAAAGAGGUGAUCGUUGUGACUGUGACAAGAAUGACCUUAAAUGGCGUGGGGAAAGUGGUUUGCUCACUGAAAAGAAACAUCUGCUAGUAAAACAGUUGCGGUUUGGUGAUGUCGAUGUUCAUAACAGGUUUCACGAGGUGGGCUACCAUACUUUGUGAAAGUUUAAGUGUUAUGGACUCGCCUGAUUAAAAAAAACAACAACAGUGCUUUUCUACUGGUAUGAAACUAAAAUCGUAGCUCAACUGUUCGAAUCAGCAAAUCAACAUUAAUCCACAUUUCAUUGUUAUAGCAACAUACUGUGAUGGUACGAAGGUCCUCCACGAUAAGGGUUUAUUAUACCUUGAUCAGCCAGGUCAUAAACGAAUACAAGAUGUUUUUUAUCUUUAAGAAAUCAGAGUAUAUUCAUCACUCGAUAGAAUUAUGUAUUCUCUCAUUAAGAAUGAAAAUAUUUGACAAGGCUGUUCACCAUCGCUUAAGGCUUAAACAGGUGCUUGUGAAGCAUGUUGCUAUUUAUGAUACUUAAUUAGUACAGAUGUAAAGUUAAUGUCCUUUUCCCACUAUUUUCUAAGGGUGAUUCGCUGCAGCUUAGAGAAAUUUCAGGUGAUAAACAAUAAACAAAUUAUUAUACAUAUUUCUUGAAUAAGCGCCCACGCUCAAAAAAGCGCCCUCCUCCGAAUAAGCGCCCGCCCCUCAAACAUUGUCAAACAUGUGCCUCUCUUAAAUAAACGCCCCCCCCCUCCUUCCUCACUUUCUCAGGCAGCAGGCUUACUACAAACACCUGUUUGUAUUGCCUCUUUAUUUUUAACUUUUCAAGCUUUUUAAACUAUAGCGGAAUCAGUACUGCGAUAGAAGAUUGUUCCAGCAUUUUUCGUUAAAGCCACUUCCGUUUCUUCUAUUGUGAUUGCAGAAUUCCUUUAUAUGCGUUAUCUGUUCUUAAAUUUUUUUCCUUUUGACUGCGCUAAGUUGAUAGGCGCCCCUCUCAAUAAGGCGCUCUCCUUCCAAUUAGCGUUCACCCUUUCAGUCGAAAUUUCGACUUUCUUGUUCUGACUCGAAAAAAAAAAAAAAGAAAAUGUUUUACAGGUAGAAUCUCUUUUGUGGCUGUUCCGCACGUUCUCGCCUAUCGCGUUCUAUGUAGGUUGAAACGAAAUUUCCGAAACAUAAUAGCUUUUGGGAAAAACUUCGUUUUGAAAAACGAGGAAAUAUUGCAUCAAGGAUGCAUAAAUUGAAACUUCCGUAAAACAAAUUAAUAUGACUCAGUAGGCGGGUUUAAUUCAUAAACUUCAAUUCAAAAAUUAAAAUUCGCAAAUAAAUGUUAUUGGAAUUGGUGUAUUCUUUAGUCUUUCGAGGAAUAUUACCUAAUAUCCUUGAAUUAAAUGAAUUGAAUGUUGACUUUAUCGAGGACUCCGGUUGUCACUCUAGUGGUUUAAAAAGCAUUCCAUAUCAAUAAAUAAUCACUCCACCUGCUGCAUUUUAAGUUCAUCCGGUCUGAAGCGAUAACUACUAAGUAUGAACUAGGUGGUAGCUGCAAUGUUUUGAACUGUUUUACCAGCGCCCUCAAGUGUUAGCACAAGAAUGAACUCCUCGGAUUAUUUCAAGAGGGGAGCGAGAACUUUUCCUGUUAUCCUUGGUAUUUUGCUCGGAAUCAGAUUAGCAUCGGUUUUUGCUUGCAAUGGUAAGUAUCAUUCGUUUGAUAGUUAUGAAUUAAAAACUACCGUUCUACAGAUCUUUUUUAAGAGGAUUUUAGAAGAUGUUAAAUAGCGUGGGAAAAGCACCUGCUCGUGAAGUUUUGGGAAUUAUCCACAUGGAUAUUUUCAAACUUCCUUUUUUAGAGAAUGUCGUAAAUAACGUGUUGUAUAAAAAAGACUUGGGCGAAGGAAACGAGAGUUCAAGACAUCAAUUAAUCGCACAAAAAACUGGCAAAUGGGGUGAAAAAUGCAAAUGAAGUCGUAGAGUUUCACUGGACACUCUUUUUAGUCUUUAUUAUAAUCAAACCGUAUUUUAUCAACUCAGUACAUGUUCACAACCUUAACGGUGGCUUUUAAUGAUUCCUCGAGUACUCCUUAUCCUGCACAAGGAGCAACGCUAAGUUAUUGGGGAAAUUUGGGUGAGAAUAAACUGCAUUAUGAAAUUUUUAUUGGGUUCUACACCAGGUGACGAAUGCCGCAUUAUCAUCUUCGAGGAAUCGUUACCAAAUAAGGCAAUCAACGGUCACAUUAUCAGGAGCCAAGAGGUAACUAAUGAGGGGAGCUGCCGGAUGAUGUGUUAUAUGGAGCCUAACUGUGUCUCCGUGAAUUUAAGACCCGUAUACGGAGGAAAAUACAGAUGUGAGUUGAAUAAUGCCACAGUUGAUGAAAGUAAACUGACCUUCCUUGAGGAAAUGGGUGCUUACUACCUGGCUAUUGAGGUAAUGUUUAAUGAUUGAAUAAUAGAAGAGGGUAGAUUAAGUUGCCCCUUAUAUAUAGAAAGAGCUGCAAUUAGAAUACGUUUCUGGUUUUUGAUAAUUAGAGAAAACAAAAACUAAAAUAAAAACAACGCGAUUCGAGGCGGGUCAAGGAAGCUUGAGGCAGAUAGAUCAUUUAGUUGAUCUUUGUCUUUCCUCUAGACUAUUGCAGGAGGAUGAAAGAGAAGAAAACUUAAGAUAGCGGUUUCGAAGUAGGCCAAUAAAUUAUAACAGCCAUGCACGGACCAAGUUUUUCAUAAAAGAAUUUGCAUCUCAUUAGUACAGACAGGUUUCGCGGAAACUGUUCUGUCUUUGUACCAUAAAUAAAAUCUGAAGGGAUUUGUUUAGAGCUUGUUUCCUUUGCUUUUAUUCACCUCAUGUUUAUAUUUAGUUCUUACAAUUUAGAUUUUCGCUAUUUCAACAGAAUCCUUGUAGUAGCAGCCCAUGUUUGAAUAACGGAACUUGUCAAGUUGGUUUCGCUAGCAAAGGGUUUCGAUGUGUUUGUGUUCCCGGAUAUGCUGGAGCAAACUGCAAUGGUAUAGUGAAAUUCUAUUAUGAUCCUAUUCUAUUGGCUUAAAUCCUGCACGAGUUGAUAUUAAUUUGACUUCAGAAUAUCAGAUCUCACAUUUCGUUCUCUGGGGCGCAUUUUAUUGGUCGCGAGGUUCAAAUUGUUCCCUCUGCCAUAAUUUCUUUUCCGAACCGAACUGGCUCUCAAUGAAUUAUAAUUCAAAUUGGUUUUUUUAAUUAUUUCAGUAAGAUUUGGGAUUUUUAGACGGAAUAAAGAGCUGCAAUUAUAACUUCGUAAGUCAAAAGGAUACACAACAACGUCGUGCACCUUUCCUGAUACCCUCUACUCAUCACAUGUACCAUCAAAUGUUAUGGUAUCGAUUCUUGGAAUGGAUUGUUCGGACAUACGAAACAACAACGACAACGUAUUCAACUGAAAAAAAGCAAAAAGAUCCAAUGGUAACAUUUUUAUUUUUGGUCAUCAAUGUUCCUACUUUUCUCUACACAGUGUUAUCAAAAUCUUGCAGUGACUUAAAGAGGCUCGAUCCCAAGGCGAAAAGUGGAAUCUCUUUGAUUGAUCCAGAUGGUGAUGGAGCAUUACCACCUUACCACGUCACCUGUGACAUGAGUGAUAAGGAAGGAGUUGGUGUGACAGUCAUAGGUCACGACAGCGAAGAUAGGACACUGGUGGACGGAUGUGAGCCUGUGGGAUGUUACUCACGUGAUGUUAAUUACACUAGAGUGACCUUUCCUCAGCUAGCAAGCCUUUCCAGAGUUUCUUUGUUUUGUGAGCAGUUCAUAAAGUACGAGUGUCGAGGUUCACUUUUUCAGAGUGAAAACGACCGAAAGUACGCCUGGUGGGUGUCACGUGAUUCUAUGGAUAUGAAUUACUGGGGCGGAGCAGCACCUGAUAGUGAUAAGUGCGCAUGCGGGAUAAACGGCACGUGUGCAAAAAGGGGUGGUCGUUGUAACUGUGACAAGAAUGACCAUAAAUGGCGUGAGGACAGUGGUCUCCUCAAUGAGAAGACACAUCUGCCAGUUAAACAGCUGAGGUUUGGUGAUACAGGAGCUAACUCCGAGCAAGGCUACCAUACCUUGGGAAAGUUCAAAUGUUACGGAAUCGCCUGAUCUGACAGAAAAAAAAAAAGAAACGAAAGAAAGUAUUAAGCUUGGCAAUUUCGUAUGACAUACCUGUAUACUGUGAUCCUAAACAAAUAUCUGAUAUGUCUAUCGACCUUUUCAUUACUUACUUUUACAAUUAGUUUGAAGGCCCACAAUGGUAAAAUAAUACUUGAUACGGUAAAAAAGUACCACAUUCUACCCUUUUUUUCAAUGAGGUGUAAAAAUUUCAUUUACAGACGAGUGAAGAACUUAUUUAUGCAUGGUGAAUAUGAAGUACUUUGUAAGUUUUAUCAAGGACGCAAAUUUUUAUGUUUAACCUAAUAACACUACAUUCCUGAUCUACAAGUCUUUGGAUCAUAGCAAUAUUAAUGAUGUCAUAGUUGAACUUUGGGUAAUAGCCUCAUAGCAAGUCAAUAUGUACGAACGAAACACAGUUUUGCAUGGUGUGAAUUUCUUUCACACAGAAAAAUUCUUCAGAACUGUUCAUACCUCCUGUGUACAUUGUAGAUAACAGGGUUAUGGUAUUAUUAACUGAGUUGUAACUUGAAUUCAUGGGCCACCGUAAAGAGUUUGAAAGCUGACAUUUCGAGCGUUAGCCCCUCGUCUUUCGACGACUUUCAAAAGGGAACCUUUUCAUCUCUUGUAGAUACAUGCUCAAGUAGGACUGGGCAUUCACACUUAUGCAGUGUAUGAGUCGUGUCAAAUUAAUUCACCGCUGAAAAAUAAUUUCAUGGAAAUCAUAUUUCUAUGUAGGGUUUGGUGAUAGCAACUGAUUUAUUUCAAUAAAGCAGAAACCAUAAACAGCCUUUACGAUGAUAAGUAAUAUGUACCUUCAUCAUCAAAAAAUCUUUAUUCUAUGACUAAUGCUCUGCUUCUCAUCUUUCCAAAAGACCACAGGAAAUGGCUACUUUAUGGAUUUUCACGUUUGAAAUCCAUGUUUGACAGGCGUUUCCCUAUAAAUCGUGAGACCAAAACUACCAGUAAGACUAAUGAUAAAAUAAGGGAAUACCGUAAAUCCUUAGAAAUCACGCCGUCUAUGAACGCUGUAAAUGUGUGCAAAAUUGUCAAUGUUGAAGAUUGCGGCACUUAUUCUAGGACUAUAGGCGAGAAAAGGAAUAAUGAAUAUUUCAAGUAAGGUACAGCUCGGUAAUCCAAACCAUCCUUUGACGUUUGUAUAAAAUGGGAAGACAUUGGAAUGAGACAUGUUUCAGCUUUUGUUAAUAUUUGUGAAGGAUUUACCGUAAUUAGAGCCACGCUUACUUAAAAAAUAUGGGUCUAUUAUUUUUUUUUGGUAUAUAAUUAAGCUUUGGCGGAAACUUAACCGAUUGAAAUGACAGUAAUACUUCUCUAACAUUUUAUAGGUAAUCUUAUUUCCUGAGAAUUUUUAUAUAAAAUGAGAUAAAUCAUGAUUACAUUGCUAGUGAGAGUUCCAUAUUCAAUAAGGUUAACUACCCUAACUUUAAACAUUUAUCUUAUCUUACAGUUUACAGCCUCUUUGCAUUGUUGUAUCUUAUCAUGACUGAAGCCUUAAAGUAGUCCUCCAGGGCAUUGUCUUGUUGAUCAUUAAACGCAUUCUUCAGAAGGCCGAAGACUCUCCCAGCAGAUGCUGAACUUGGCUGGAUGACCAACAACUUACUACACCUGCCCAAUGUGGAAGUAUGUCACUAUGGGCUGCCGACCAUGCAAGCUUUUCUUCUUCAUUUGCCAUGACAACACCAUCAGCUGCAUCACUUUCACACUUUCAAGCUCACUCAAGAGUUGCUCUCUUUCUUUUUCCAAUUCCGCUGGAAUGAUUUCACGGAGGCUAGCGCUGUAGGUUAAUCUAUGGCUAUAUUUCUCGAGCAGAGGGGGUAGAAUAUCUACUUUUGAUAGUGGUAUACCUCCAGAAAUAACACACUUGACUAUUUUAAAUCGGAACAAACGGAAUUCCACAGGCAAUAUCGAUCCACUGGGGUGUUCACGUACGUCUUGCCUUUUAACACAGUUCAUGAUUGACUGGCUUUGUUUCUUGUCUUUCGCGAUGCGAGCAUCUCCGUUUGUAUGCUUGCUUGACUUUACAUGCUCGUCGAUUGAGCUUUUCUUCAAUGAAAGGGUCUCACUGUAAGCAUUACAACGUAAAUUUCCACUCACCACUGCGAAAUGCUGUUUUGGAUAGUCUUUCACGCGACCCCAAGCGCAUGUUGUGUUUCCUUUCCCUGAGGACGAGGUCGAGCUACCGCUUCCUCGUUGUUUGUAUUUGUCUUCGUUGACGUGAAUUUUGCGUUUUCUAGAAAUUGAAGCUCUUGGAGGACUGCUAGGAGUUGCCCCACCGAUGCCUUUUCCGAUGCCCCUAUUGUUUAUUAGAGCAGUAAAAGAUACAUGUGCCAUCAACACUUUCGAAAAAUUGCUUAACAUUUUAUUUAGCGAAGUAUACUGUUGAUAUUUCGGCUUUACAACACUAUUGUUUUCCGCAACUAUAACUGAUAUGUUGCUAUAUGAGGUAUUAAAUUUGCUUCUCCGCUGACCACUCGUAUUUUGGUCUUUUCUUAAUCCCCCACUCGUCGCCCGCGAUGUAGUAACUCCCUAUUGUUGGAGUCAAUAACCACUGGAUGUAAGCGCCCGUUAGAUAGAUAGCUGCUGUCCAGUUCGUGGGCGCACAUGUUAUUUUAUGAAUUAUUUGUAAGAAAGUACGACAUCCUUUGUUUUGACUUUUUUAAUAAAAAACUUUUUAAUAAAGACCUUUUUGAUUGUUUGGUCAGUUUCUAAUUCUUUGUUGACUCAAAAGUUGCCAAGGAAGGCAAAAGUUGCUGCAGGUUGCUCGCAGUACAAAAAGUUAUUGAAAACGCUAAAAGUUGCUCAAAAGUUGCCGAGCACAAUCUAUUUAUGCCUAUUGGUAAGGCCUAGGAAUCGUAUCUUUAGGAAUGAUUCAAUAAUUAAUAUUAGACCCCUGCACGCACUUUAAACCCUUGAAAAUUUUCAACCGCUCUCUCCAUUAGCACCUCAACAAACUAGACAGCGAAGCCGAUAAAAAUGUCGAUUGCUUUUGUGUCGAAAUAUUGCGUUGAGUGGCUAAAAGCGUCUACCGUCUCUAUCAUCACCUUCUUUCUCAUUAGCAUAACAAGUGGAGACAGUGCUGAUUCCAAAUGUGUACCCUUUGGACCACAAAAAAUUGCCAAAUAUCCUUUGUAACUUAACUCCGCCGAUUCAUGUCAUGCUAAGAGACAGUUUUGGUGACUGCCUGAGCUACUUAUAAAUUGAGCUACUUAUAAAUUGAGCCACUUAUAAAUUGUGCACUUAUGCAGGAAUGGCACUAAGUUCAUUAAACGAGCUUAUGAGUUUUCAAUCUCUCAAAAGCCUCAUUCGCUAAUAACUUUAAAAAGUUUACAUAGCUUUUUGAGCAAUUUUUCUUUGGCGUUGAUGUUGUUAAAUAUAUGUCUUUCAAUUUAUAUAUAGGCAGUGCCGUUGGUUUUCGAAUAACUGAAGCGGUUGCACCUAUAUGACUUUUAGAUUUUGUAAAAAGACUCGAGUGGUACCCUAAUCACAGUACAUUUAAAGUCAUUUCUAUAUGUUUAGGGAGGAGGACACGUAAUUUAGAAACUUUUUGAAGAGUUCUUAACUAUAUACUAAAACAUUGACUUGAGAAGCAGCUUGUUAGCUUUUAUAGCUACAACACGGUGUCAUUGUUUAAACUGACUGUAAUUUUGAUAAUGUUAAGGCUGACUUUUGUCAAAGCUGAGUAAAAAGUUUACCAAACAAACUAUAAGAAUCGAAUCGAGGGUGGGGUUGUGGGGAUAUUAAUAUUGCCAUUAUUUGAACCAGUUGACGCAUAUCUUGGGGGCCACAGGGUUAACAAGCUUUGAUACUCAUCCCUGAGGGUUCUAAAUGUUAUUUUUCUGAUACUUCUUCAACUUUUUUUAUAUUUGCGUUUUGUCCUCUGGUGUAAAAAUUCUACUUCUACGAGAAGUACACUUUACCUCAGUUAUUACUCUGACUAUGAAUCUCAUCUAAACAUUAUAUGAGAAGACUCUCGAUCAAGAUGAGAUCGAAAAAAUAUUACCUUCAUUAUCAACUCUCGUUUUGAUAUAUCGAACAGACCUAGUUAUUUUAAUUUCAGUUGAAUUCCUGAUCACUUCAGGUAAUUUUAGAUCUAUCGAUCUGAUGACAGGGAAGCUCGAAUGCUAAUAAACUCCAAUGGCAACAAUUGAAUAAAACCACUGAAAGCAAUCUUAAGAGGAAAUGCUUUGGGGAUGAAAUUCAAAAUUUUGACAGAAAGUGGAAACUGAAAAGCCUCUGUGUUAUUAUCAAGAAAUGCAAAUAAGAUAAGCAUAAUUUUUGAUAAUAACAUGUCAUUUUGGCUUUGACUUUGAACAAAUAUUAUGCCUGCUGGACUACAGUCGGAUCCCGCGUCAUCUUAUUUUGGGAUUUUCAAAGUGUCCUCGCGAGAGAGCUGCCUCUAAAUAAUAUUUUGCUAUUUUAGAUGAGCACUAAAGGAAUAAUAACAAUAAAAAGUCAGAAGGGAACCACAUCAGCCGAGUGAAUAUAAGAAGCAAGUUUCUGAAGAAACUGUGGUGCUGCGUCGGUGGGGGGUGGGGGGUAUUAUAGGAUAGCUAGAGUCUCUAAAGCUGACAUUCCAGGCGUUAGCCCUUCGUAAAAGCGAAUAAAUUGCUCAGGCUGACUCGUAUUGGAAAUGAGAAACUUGAAAAUUGUGGAAAAAAUUUGUUGAAGUACACGCUUCGUGAAGACAAUUGUGUCAAGACAAUGCCACAAUACAAUUGGUCAACAUGGCAAAGAAGAGAGUGCAUAGUUUCAUCGAUUUUACAGGCAAUUUCCUUGAAAAUUUAAAGGCGUUAACUUCCCCUAGAUAUGAAAACACUGCCAUCGUGGUUCCUUUGAAGUUAUUCCUGUUAUGCGUAGACUUGUUAGAGAAGAAUUAAGUGCAUUGCAUAGUUAUGGUAAUGACUGUUUGAUAAAUAAUACCUUUUUCAAAUCGUUUGGAAAGUUUUUUUUCUUUUCAAUAGCUUGCUUGCAAGAUAUUGAAUCAGUCAUUUUGGUGUCAUAUCAUCGUCCAAUAUGGCAUAACAUAAUGAAUGGAGUUUAAAAGUUGUCAUGACAAUAGAAGGAAUGCAAUCAUUAUGCUAUUGUCUUCGGUUUCAAAAACAAUGUUCAGAGUUGCCGGAAACUAUUUUUAAUCAUACCUUAUAUAGAUUGGAGAAUAUGAGUUAUAAAUAUAAAUGCCUUUGGAAAAACCAAGGUCUUUUUUAAAAGGACUUGUCCAUCGGACAUGAAGACUGUCAUAUAUGUUUAUUGACUUAACAGUUAUUGCGUGCACAACGUUAUAAUUGUUUUUCAAAAAUUUCCAGCCUUGAGAAAAGAUAAAUUCUCUCUGUUUUCUGUGAUUGUGAUAUUGAAGAAUUUUCAUUUCGAUCUACACUUUUUACCGGGAACUCUGGUCGGAAUACUGAUAAGUUUUUUGAAGACCAGUACAGCAUCUUCAAAUUAACAUUUCGUCUCGAAAGCAUCUAUUUCACCUGCUCUUUCGGUUUAAAGUAAAGACAAAUGAAUUAGCAUAAGCUGUGAGAGCUGCAGUGUACUGCCAAAGGUGCAAUUUGACCCCUCCGGCCGUAAACCAGUAUCUAUAAGGAUGAAUUAUUCGACAUAUUUCAAGAUUACAGCCACAAAUUUCUCUUUUACCCUUUCUAUUUUGUUCGGAAUCAGAUUGACAUCGGUUUUCGCUUGUUCUGGUGAGUUUGAAUCUAAAUGUCGCAAUAAAUUCGCAAUAAAUUGCUACAAUCGGUAUUUUCCUGACUUUCAUUGUUAAAUAAUCUAAACCUUGUUCAACUAAAAAACUGGAAAAAUAUCACCGCCAAGUUUUUUAACACUACAAUUCUUGAUGGUUGGCGACGGGUUUUUAAUUGCGUGAACCUCUCGGUUGUUUUUAGCCGAAGACAUUGUCGGUCAAAAUUUGCUUCCCGUUGUCUCUAAACCAGGAUGCAAACUUCAGGACAAAGUUAUUGGGCAACCUUGUUAGAACAGUCUCAACAGAGCAUGCUUUAGUGAAUUAGUCUAUUAUUGCUUUGAAGGUCAAUUUAGAAUAUUUCGAAUUAAGACUGCAGAAAGCGGAGAGGUGCACCACAGUGCCCCAACUGCUGACAACCACUAAAAUUAAUCCACAAAAUUCAACAGAUGGGUGUAGAAAACGUGUUGUUUAAAAUUGUUUAAUCCUGCAAAGACUUAGCAAAAAAGAUUUAUGAAAACCCAAAAGUUCUAAGGUAGACGAGAAAAUGAAGGUAUCGCGUGGAAUUAUUUAAAAAUUUGUCUCCAUUCGGUUGGUAGAAUCCUCUUCAGUGCUACGACUUUCUUUCAAGUAGAACCUUUAGAUCAGGAAAAAAGAACUUUCUAUUUUUAGCACUGACAAGUUGUCAACGAAAUUAUAUAUGCCUGCUUAGCCGGUGAAAGGUUAGUUAAGCUGAUUGUGAAUUAGUUUUCAUACUACAUUAAAAUUAAGGUUGUGACAUUCGAUUUGAUAGUAGAUUUAAAAAUGAAAAUCACAAUGGUAUAAUGACAAAAUUCUUAGCAUUCUACUAUCAAUGUUAACGUGCACUUGUAUGAUUAACAGGCGACGAGUGCCGCAUCAUUAUGUUCGAGGAGCUGAAACCACAGAGGGUAAUAAAGGGGCACGUGAUUAGAAGUGAAGAGGUAGUUAAUGAGGGGUUCUGCAGGACGAUGUGUUAUAUGGAGCCUAAUUGUGUCUCCAUCAAUGUGAAACCUUUACAAGGAGGAAAAUACAAAUGCGAAUUGAAUAACGCCACAGCUGAUGAAAGCCAACUGGUUUUCCUUGAGCCGGAAACUUUUAAUGCUUACUACUUGGCUGUUGAGGUCAGUAAACUUUUCAUAGUUCCAUAUAUAGGCUUUUCACGCCUCAAUAGUAUCUUUAAUUCCAAUCAAUUUGAUGCUUUCGUUUAAAAAGCAAGGACGAAACAACUAAUUAAAUGCUGGAGGAUAGCUCAGAAUGGAUAGAGACUCAACUGAAAAAUAUGCAGCACUGAACAAUGAAGCAUAAAAAGAGCAUAAAGCAUCCGAAUGCUGGCAAACUGAGCAAUGUCAUAAACUGUUGUCCACGGUUGAUUUCCUUUCUUCAUCUUUCGUUUCAAUUUUUCCUCUGUUAUGCCGUCGUUGACUUAAUUUUUGACGGUGUUUUACGCAGUAUAUGUUCAGCUUUCGCGGUCCUUGUAGUAAAAGUUGUGUCAUGUCUUUAAAAUUAUCCUUCAGUUACUAUCUCUUUCGUUUUCAGCAGAAUCCAUGCAGUAGCAGCCCUUGUUUAAAUAGAGGAACUUGUCAAGUUGGUUUCACUAGCAAAGGCUUCCGCUGCCUCUGUGUUCCUGGGUAUGCCGGAGCAAAUUGCAGUGGUACUGUAAAAUCUUCUUAGAGAUAGAGUUGUCUUGAAUUAACUAACACACCUUACUUCCCCUAAAGAUACUGUCAGUAAUCUAAAGGAACCGUAAGGUUCAACCACUUACUUCUCCCAAACUUUUAAAUCCAAUGAAGUUUUGAAUUUAUUUUAUUCGUCUGAUUAAGGCAAAACGGAAGGGAUUUUGUUUAAGAGAUUGUUGGCUUUAAAAGUUUUCUUUACACUCUAAUGGAUGGAAAAGAUAGUUUUUACUUAUCAAAACAACAUUGCUGCAAUUCAUCGUGAGGUUCCCUUCAGCAAGUCUUUCAAAACAUUUAAUUAAACAUUUGUCUCUCUUUAUCACCACAGUGCCACCAAAAUCCUGCAGCCAUUUAAAAAAGCUCCAUCGUGAAGCAAAAAGUGAACCAUACAUGAUUGAUCCAGACAGUGAAGGUGAACUACUGCCUUAUAAGGUCAUGUGUGACAUGACUGACAAAAACGGAGUUGGCGUGACUGUCAUAAGUCACGACAGCGAAAUCAGAACAUUGGUGAAAGGAUGCGAAAAUGCAGGCUGUUACUCGCGCAACAUUAACUAUACAGGAGCGAGCCUCUUUCAGCUUAAAAGUCUGACUGCUGUUUCCCUUCACUGCGAGCAGUUCGUUAAGUACGAGUGCUAUCACUCUAGGAUGUGGUGGUACGCCUGGUGGGUGUCACGUGACUCGAUGAAGAUGACCUACUGGGGAAAUGCAACACCACGUGGUAAUGGAUUAACGUGCACUUGCGGGGUGAACAAGACAUGUACCAAAGCAUGGUAUCAUUGCAACUGUGAUGCGAAUGAUCUACAAUGGCGUGAAGACAGUGGUUUCCUCUCUGAUAAGACCGAUCUGCCAGUCAAGCAGCUAAGGUUUGGAGAUACGGGUCAAAACAACGAGCAUGGCUACCAUACCUUGGGAAAGCUGAAGUGCUAUGGAACUGCCUAA